This is a messenger RNA of Scheffersomyces amazonensis, 357 nucleotides long. It is a transcript of the gene MED22, whose product is annotated as Med22p. The record is from RefSeq and is a predicted model, not a curated record. Lineage: Eukaryota; Fungi; Ascomycota; Pichiomycetes; Serinales; Debaryomycetaceae. The coding region runs from base 1 to 357 and encodes 118 amino acids. The transcript has 2 exons. Gene Ontology annotation, molecular function: transcription coregulator activity. Gene Ontology annotation, cellular component: mediator complex. Gene Ontology annotation, biological process: regulation of transcription by RNA polymerase II.
AUGCAACCACAGUCCAUUGCCUUAUUACAACGUAUAGAUACCGACGUGGAACAGAUUCUUCAAAAGUUUGAACAUAUCUUUGAAGUGGCUCGUAAUCAAGAUAAACGUAAAGAAUUGUUGGCAGUAGAGUCAUUAACCAUUGAAUCAGAUGCAUUGACCAUAAUUCGAUUCUGUGAGGAUUUAUUAUCUAUUUCAAGAGCUGUCAAGGAGACAUGGUGUCUUGGAACUUUAAAGGUUGAUGCUAAUGACGAUAAGAUGAUGAGUCAAAAAGAUGUUAAUAAAGUGUUUGAAAAGUUGAAUAAUUUGACUGAUCAUAUAUCUAAGUUUCAAGAAAAGUCUGAAUUAUCUACAGUAUAA